AUGCAUGUCUUGGGAUUUUUUUAUGUUGCAUAUUGUUCCUUCUGUGGAUCACCCGAUCGCACAGGGGGUUUGGUGCAAGGAGGCCAAAAUUGUAUUGGGAAGAAUAGAAGGGCAUUGAGUGCUAUUAAUGCGAACAUAACUGGAGUUCCCCCUCCCCCUCGUGCUGUUGUAAAACGAGGGACCCUGAAAGAGAAAACCGACGCCUGUAGUAAGAAUCAUGUUCCUGUUCACCGUCCUGUCACUAGGAGGUUUGCUGCACAAGUGGCUGUCAAAGAGCAGCAUCCAUCACUUGAGAAAUUAAAGCCAGCCGUGGUGCAAUCAAUUUCGACCACAAACAGUGCGGAGGACUGUAUUAUUAUAGACGCCAUAGAUGAAGAGGAUCAAAAUGACGUGCCCAUGUUCGUGCAGCAUACAGAAGCUAUGCUUGAGGAAAUUGAUAGCAUGGAUGUGGAAGUGGAAAUGGAGGAGAUUGAUGGGGAUGAUGAGCCUGUGGUUGAUAUAGAUUGUGUCGAUAAGAAAAACGCGCUUGCGGUUACUGAGUACAUUGAUGAUAUACACGAUUAUUAUCUGAAAACUGAGAGAACAAGUUGUGUGCCACCAAACUACAUGGCACAUCAAUCUGAUAUCAAUGAGAGAAUGAGGGGAAUCCUUAUCGACUGGCUGAUUGAGGUGCACUACAAAUUCGAGCUGAUGGACGAGACAUUAUAUCUGAUGGUGAACAUAAUCGAUAGAUUCUUGGCAGUGAAAACCGUGUUGAGAAAGAAGCUACAGCUUGUUGGAGUUACUGCUAUGCUCCUUGCUUGCAAAUAUGAAGAGGUUUCUGUACCGAUUGUCGAUGACCUUAUUUUCAUAUCCGAUAAGGCUUACUGCCGUCAGGAAAUUCUUGAUAUGGAGAAACUGAUGAUCAACACAUUGCAAUUCAAUCUGUCUUUGCCCACUCCAUAUCCGUUCAUCAGACGUUUUCUUAAAGCCGCUCAAUCUGACAAAAAGUUGGAGAUGCUAUCCUUCUUCAUAACCGAGCUUUGCCUCGUCAGUUACGAGAUGCUUAAGUUCCCGCCUUCUUUGUUAGCUGCGGCUGCAGUUUUCACGGCUCAAUGCACUCUGAACGGACGUAAGCAGUGGAGCAAAACGUGCGUGAGUUACACGAGUUACAGCCAAGACCAGCUCAUGGAAUGUGCUAAAUUGAUGGUGGAUCUGCACCGGAAGGCGGGGACCGAGAAGCUUACUGGAGUGCACAAAAAGUACAGCUGUUCUAAGUAUGGCCAUGCUGCUAAAAUCGAGCCUGCUCAUUUUCUCGUUGAUGACCGGUUUUUCUGAGAUGAUUUGAUUCGGUUUCAUAAUCUGGGGUCCGAUAAAAUGUGUGUUUUUUUGUUUGGAGGGUCUGAAAAUCGGACAACGAUGAGUUGCCUGUUGUUUGCUGAUGAGUUUUUCUUGGGUGUUCUUUUUUUUUUUUAAGAUUCUUGGUUUUUUAAGCAAGUACAGGCAAACACUUACUGAUGGUAGUUUCUUUUUUUUCAGUUCACAAGAAGAUUGCUUUUUUAUUAGUUCGGGGGUUUUUUUCACUACAAAUUUACUGCAGUUUUGUGAAAUGAAAGGAGAACCCCUAAUAGUUUAAUUGGAACUGCAAAUUGAUUGAGGAAUUUGAAUAUGUAUAUGGGGCACUCUCAGUUGAAAAAAUAGACUUUUGAGUGUAACUGAAUUGGGGGAUAAAAUUAUUCUUUAAUUAAUAAAAAUUAGGAGGAUGGAUUCGCC
Molecule: messenger RNA, 1752 nt
Organism: Striga asiatica
Lineage: Eukaryota; Viridiplantae; Streptophyta; Magnoliopsida; Lamiales; Orobanchaceae
Source: the annotation of a GenBank genome assembly